AUGGCCAUGAUUGCUGCACCUCUUACUUCCAGCUCUGCCUUUCAAAGGGAGCGUUGGGAGGCCCGCUCUCCCGACUACUCGCUACCGAGGGCUGAGUCGAGAUCAGUCGCCCUCCCCUCUAUUCGACAGGCAUUUCCGGAACUUCACCUAGCCACAAACCCGGAACGUCAAGGACGCCGACGCCAGUAUCAUAAUUCCCAAGGUUGGACAAGUUCUGGCCCUGCGGCGGCUUUAGAAUACAUCCAUUCGCCAAGUAGCAAGAGAAGGCGAAUUUCCAACGAGCUGGACAACGAAGGCCGCUCCCAUCAGGUUCCUCGUCUCUACCCCAGCCUCGAGCGUCCUCGGUCGAGUAACGCCUCUCCCAUCUCACGACGCCCACCUACUUCCGAUAACAGCUGGAGAAGUCAGACGCCUGCUCAGUACAGGCCGUCCUUGUCUGCUUCUCCUGAAAUCCACCACCGCGAGCACCGUCCUUCUAUCCACAGCUUGCCGCCGCCGCCUGGUUUAGACCUUCGACGCGAAGGGUAUUUUGGCGCCGAAGACCACGCCGCUCGCCAAAGACGAGAAGCUCAAUAUAUGGCUCAAUCCAGCAGCGGGAGUCCAGUAUUUGGCUCUCGACCCGGCGACCCUGCCAACCGAUACAACUUCAUGCCCACACCCCCGGCACGCUUAGAGGAGCGUUCGCCCUUUGCCCCAUCUCGCUAUGGUCUGCAUGACGGUGGUCGUUACAACGAGAUGGGCAUGAUGGGCAUUAGCGGAGACACCAAGCAGCGUAAACGUCGUGGCAACCUUCCUAAAGAGACCACGGACAAGCUACGCUCUUGGUUUAUUGCUCAUUUGCAGCAUCCAUAUCCGACCGAAGACGAGAAGCAGCAGCUGAUGCAUCAGACCGGCCUACAGAUGAACCAGAUUUCAAACUGGUUCAUUAAUGCCCGCCGACGACAACUUCCUGCCAUGAUCAACAAUGCCCGUGCCGAGACUGAUGCUAUGCACAGUCGCACUGGUAUUGACGGUGCUUCUAUCGCGAGUGCAGAUAUGGAUGCAUCGAGCCUCGACCGCGAGAGCACAUACGAUGCUAGCCCCCGCAUGCGCAGCGUCAAUGGUCUCAAGCAUGAUUAA
Messenger RNA from Beauveria bassiana ARSEF 2860, 1119 nucleotides. Its product is annotated as homeobox domain-containing protein. Gene Ontology annotation, biological process: regulation of DNA-templated transcription. The coding region runs from base 1 to 1119 and encodes 372 amino acids. The transcript has 3 exons. Gene Ontology annotation, molecular function: DNA binding. The record is from RefSeq and is a predicted model, not a curated record. NCBI's taxonomy places the organism in Eukaryota, Fungi, Ascomycota, Sordariomycetes, Hypocreales, Cordycipitaceae.